ACACCGAUCUAACGUAAUUAAUACUCUGUUGACUAUAAAACCGUCCUCUAAGAAAAAAUGUCCCCUUCACUUCACAUUCGCUCGCCACCAAAGUUAACCACAAAAAAAAAGUAUCCAAGAGAGAGAGAACAAAACGUCUCAUUCGUUCCCCACACAUCAAUCCCAAAAACCUAAAGCAAACCUUUGAUUCUUUCAUCUUCAUCAUCAACCAUAACAACAAAACUCCUCUGUUUUUUUUUCACUUUCUCUGUUUCCUCUUCAUUCACAUUCGAGAGAAGUCAUGGGAUAUUCCGGCAAACCUCACCACCAACUCGACGGCGAGAUACGAGAAUCCACCGACGGUAAAAAAUGGGUCAUCGCCGGAAUUCCCUCACGUUCCCCUCUCAAGCAGAUUAACCUAUCUCCCGGCGUCACAGUUACCGAAACAGAGGAGCAAGAUCAGUGUCCUACGACCCCUACGGCGGUUUCCGUCAGAAUUCCAAGGGUCCCGCCGUGUCCAGCGGCGCCAAAGAAGCGUAAACCGUCGUUGAAGUGCAGUUACGUCACCGUCACUAGAGAUUACUUCUCUCCGCCGGACCUAGAAACCGUUUUCAUUCAAAGAGCUAGUUAUUAACUCUGUUUUCACGACUCUGAUCCCUCUCUCUCUCUUUAUAACCUUCUUUUAGGGUUAGUUUUCUUCAUCUAGUCGUAAUCCUCGAAUCUGGUUUAGUACUCUUCAGUCUUAGAUUCUGAACUUAACUAAAUUUACUCUAUUUGUUUCUCAGUUGUAUUAACGUUAGGACACUAAUCAAGGUUAGUGAAUAUGAAGUGUUUGUUUCAUGUUUAUGUAUAUUUCUAUUUCCCCCUGUUUUGAGUAUAAUUGAUGUAUAUGAUUUCUUAGCUUUAUUCAUUUACAAAUUUUCUGUCUUUUGCAUUCAUACUCAGUGAAU
Arabidopsis thaliana (thale cress) is the source of this 929-nucleotide messenger RNA. Its product is annotated as cyclin-dependent kinase inhibitor. Gene Ontology annotation, biological process: regulation of DNA endoreduplication. The transcript has a single exon. The record is from RefSeq and is marked reviewed. Bases 281 to 613 code for a protein of 110 amino acids. Lineage: Eukaryota; Viridiplantae; Streptophyta; Magnoliopsida; Brassicales; Brassicaceae.